This is a messenger RNA of Dentiscutata heterogama, 558 nucleotides long. The record is from the annotation of a GenBank genome assembly. Lineage: Eukaryota; Fungi; Glomeromycota; Glomeromycetes; Diversisporales; Gigasporaceae.
AUGUCUUUGCCAAAGAUUAUUGAAUAUACCAAAGUAGACUAUGAUAAGAAGAAUAAUAAAACUAAUCAAAUGGCUAUUGAAAAUGAACUUUUGAAUUCACUCAAUGUUAUCAAUGAAAACGUUAAACAAACCCUUCAAAGUUUAGAACUUUUGAAUUCACUCAACGUUAAAGUUGAUAUUAACAACGAAAACGUUAAACAUACCCUUCAAAGUUUAGAAUUUUUGAAUUCACUCAACGUUAAAGUUGAUAUUAUCAACGAAAACGUUAAACAUACCCUUCAAAGUUUAGAACUUUUGAAUUCACUCAACGUUAAAGUUGAUGUUAUCAAUGAAAACAUUCUUCAAAGUUUAGCAGGCUUUGAUAAAAGAAUUCAGGAUCUUGAGAAGGCGAAUUAUAACCGAAUUGCUAGUUGUUCUGCCGGAUUUGACGAAUGUCCCGAACUUAGAACUACUUCGGACGAACCUUUCAGUAUUAAUUUAAUUAAUCUUGAAUAUGAAAUACUUAAUAAUAGAAUUCAAAAUCUAGAGUCAACGAACCUUAAUUCUUAUAAUUUAUAA